AUGGUGGCACCAAAGAGUCACACAGAUGACUGGGCUCCUGGGCCUUUCUCCAGUAAGCCACAGAGGAGUCAGCUGCAAAUAUUCUCUUCUGUUCUACAGACCUCUCUCCUCUUCCUGCUCAUGGGACUAAGAGCCUCUGGAAAGGACUCAGCCCCAACAGUGGUGUCAGGGAUCCUAGGGGGUUCUGUGACUCUCCCCCUAAACAUCUCAGUAGACACAGAGAUUGAGCACGUCAUCUGGAUUGGUCCCAAAAAUGCUCUUGCUUUCGCACGUCCCAAAGAAAAUGUAACUGUUAUGGUCAAAAGCUACCUGGGCCGACUGGACAUCACCAAGUGGAGUUACUCCCUGUACAUCAGAAAUCUGACUCUGAAUGAUGCAGGAUCCUACAAAGCCCAGAUAAACCAAAGGAAUUUUGAAGUCACCACUGAGGAGGAAUUCACCCUGUUCGUCUAUGAGCAGCUACAGGAGCCCCAAGUCACCAUGAAGUCUGUGAAGGUGUCUGAGAACUUCUCCUGUAACAUCACUCUAAUGUGCUCCGUGAAGGGGGCAGAGAAAAGUGUUCUGUACAGCUGGACACCAAGGGACCCCCACGCUUCUGAGUCCAAUGGAGGCUCCAUUCUUACCAUCUCCCGAACGCCCUGUGACCCAGACCUGCCAUACACCUGCACAGCCCAGAACCCCGUCAGCCAGAGCAGCUCCCUCCCCGUCCACUUUGGGCAGUUCUGUACAGAUCCAGGAGCCUCCAGAGGAGGAACAACGGGGGAGACUGUGGUAGGGGUCCUGGGGGAGCCAGUCACCCUGCCACUGGCACUCCCAGCCUGCCGGGACACAGAGAAGGUUGUCUGGUUGUUUAACACAUCCGUCAUCAGCAAAGAGAGGGAAGAAGCAGCGACGGCAGAUCCGCUCAUUAAAUCCAGGGAUCCUUACAAGAACAGGCUGUGGGUCUCCAGCCAGGACUGCUCCCUAAAGAUCGGCCGGCUGAAGAUAGAGGACGCCGGCCCCUACCAUGCCUACGUGUGCUCAGAGGCCUCCAGAGUCACCAGCACGACACAUGUCACCCUGCUCAUCUACCGACCUGAGAGAAACACAAAGCUUUGGAUUGUGUUGUUCCUGAUGUUUUGCCUUCCGUGCGUUGGGAUCUUCAGCUGGUGCAUUUGGAAGCGAAAAGGACAGUGUUCAGUCCCAGCCUUCUGUUCCAGCCAAGCUGAGGCCCCAGCGGAUACACCAGAACCCACAGCUGGCCACACACUAUACUCUGUGCUCUCCCAAGGGUAUGAGAAGCUGGACACUCCCCUCAGGCCUGCCAGGCAACAGCCUACGCCCACCUCAGACAGCAGCUCUGACAGCAACAUCACAACUGAGGAGGAUGAGGACAGGCCCGAGGUGCACAAGCCCAUCAGUGGAAGAGACGAGGUGUAUGACCAGGUCACUCAGGAGGGUGCUGGACAUCACCCAGCCCCUGAGGGCCAAGCAGACUAUGAUCCUGUCACUCCAUAUGUCACAGAAGUUGAGUCUGUGGUUGGAGAGAACACCGUGUAUGCACAAGUGUUCAACUUACAGGGAAAGACCCCAGUUUCUCAGAAGGAAGAGAGCUCAGCCACAAUCUACUGCUCCAUACAGAAACCUCAGAUGGUGGUGCCGCCACUACAACAGAAUGAUCUUGAGAUUCCUGAAAGUCCUACCUAUGAAAAUUUCACCUGA
Molecule: messenger RNA, 1701 nt
Organism: Nomascus leucogenys (northern white-cheeked gibbon)
Lineage: Eukaryota; Metazoa; Chordata; Mammalia; Primates; Hylobatidae
Source: RefSeq, a predicted model, not a curated record